AUAGCGCUCCACCGCGCGUUGCUCCAAGAGCACCGUGACUUCUUCUUGGCAUCUCAGCAAAUGUCUCCAAGCCCAGCUCUGCGCCGCCGCGUGAGCAAGUAUGCCAUGCCGGCGCGUUUGUGGAGGCAUGGAAUUCACUCUUUUAUAGAGCUUUACCGC
Molecule: messenger RNA, 159 nt
Organism: Colletotrichum phormii
Lineage: Eukaryota; Fungi; Ascomycota; Sordariomycetes; Glomerellales; Glomerellaceae
Exons: 1
Source: RefSeq, a predicted model, not a curated record